Molecule: messenger RNA, 1919 nt
Organism: Chelonus insularis
Lineage: Eukaryota; Metazoa; Arthropoda; Insecta; Hymenoptera; Braconidae
Gene: ETHR
Product: ecdysis triggering hormone receptor
Exons: 6
Coding region: 582-1796 (404 amino acids)
Biological process (GO): G protein-coupled receptor signaling pathway
Cellular component (GO): plasma membrane
Molecular function (GO): G protein-coupled receptor activity
Source: RefSeq, a predicted model, not a curated record
AUUUUAUGAGUUUAUUAAAUUAUUGAUGGACUUGAUGAUCAUUAUUUGAUGGUUGAAUAAUAAUUAAAAUUUGAUAAAUUAUUAAGUUGCAUUUUAAAAUUAAUUAUUAUUUAAUCCACGAGUAAAUUCCAAAGAACAUAUUCGUGGAAACAAUUUAGAAAUGACAUCGAAUGCAUUUUGAUUGAGGCAAUUAAAGCUCACUCAUGUAUUAUUGAUCUAAGGCGAUUAAACUACAAGCUUAUUCUAAUGCAGAAUUUUAAUCUUUGACAAAACACAGCUCUCACAUUCUCUCGAUACUGCAUUGAUUAACACUUAUGAACACGAAAAAAAAAAGAAAUCAUCUCAAUCACAGUUGCAGAAUAAAAUAAAAUAAAAAUCAAAAAUGGAACAUACAAUGGAACAGUUAAUUAAAAUGAAAAUAAUUUAUAAAAAAUUAAUUAUUAAAUUAUUUAUUGUAAAAUAAUUGCUGCAAUAAUGAUCAAUUGAUAGAAGGAAUUUAACAGAAAGAAAUAUGAUGUUGUUUAUAUUAAAAAUAAUUAAUAAUAAAUGUGAAAUAAAUAUAUGUUUGAAAUAAUCAAAAAAUGUUAACAACUGUAUCUGCUCCGGCUCUUGAACUUAAUGCAUCAUAUUACACAACUGCAUUUGAAAGCAGCAGUACAUUAGACGGGUUUUCAGUUUCAGUUAUUGAGUCAGGAAAUGCAACAUCAACUCCAUACAUGUUGCCAGAAUAUAUUCGUACGACUUCCAUGGCUGUUUGUAUUGUUGUUAUGGUACUUGGAAUCAUUGGAAAUCUUAUGGUACCAUUAGUGGUAUUACGUGGAAAAGAUAUGAGAAAUAGUACAAACAUAUUUCUGGUGAAUUUGAGUGCUGCUGAUUUAUGUGUCUUGUUGAUUUGUGCACCAACAGUACUAGUGGAAGUGAAUUCAGGACCUCAAGUGUGGCCGCUAGGAGAACACAUGUGCAAAGCUGUACCUUUUGUGGAGUUAACUGUAGCCCACGCUUCAGUUUUAACAAUAUUGGCGAUUAGUUUUGAACGAUACUACGCCAUCUGCGAGCCACUUCGUGCUGGAUACAUUUGCACUAAAGCAAGAGCCAUAUUUCUCUGUAUUCUCGCUUGGAUUGUUGCAGCUGUUUGUACGAGUCCCAUAAUAUCAAUGACAAAUUAUGGAAUGGAAAGAGAUAGCAACGGUAUGGAGCUUCCUGCUUGUCAAACACAAGCAAAGACUAUUUGGCCAACUGUCUUUUUUUUAAUAACAAUAGCAGUAUUUUUUAUAAUUCCAUGGCUUAUAUUGAUAAUAUUAUAUACUAUAAUAGCUAGAAAUUUAAUGGCUAAUCCAGCAAUUACACGAGGUCCUUCUAGUAAUCUGAUGAAAUAUCGUAAACAAGUGGUAUUAAUGCUUGGAACAGUAGUGACGAAUUUUUUUAUUUGUUUGUUACCAUUUCGUGCAUUUACUUUUUGGAUUAUUGUAGCACCAAUAACAGCUAUCUUGGACCUCGGUAUAGAAGCUUAUUUUUGUCUUUUAUACAUUUGUCGUAUUAUGUUUUAUCUUCAUUCUGCUAUUAAUCCAAUUUUGUAUAACUUGAUGUCCACUAAAUUUCGAGAAGGAUUUCUACGAUUAUGUGGGUUGUCACGUAAAGAAAGAACUAAUGUAACAACUUCUGGAAGAACUGGUACAACAACUAGCAGCAAUCAUUCGGACUUUUGGCGACGACAAAGCAACAAAAGCUGUACGGUUCAGGUUUCUAGUAUUAUUGCAGAAAAACCAGUUAAGAAAAAAGAAGAAAGCUUUGUUUAAUAUUGUUUAUCAUACUUCCAUUACGACUUUUUUUCUUAUUUAUUGUAGAGAGAAUAAGAAUAAUGCACUUUUAUGUUUAUUCUUCUGGUGAGAAUACAUUUUUAACUGUCCUUUAAUGAUAGU